AGAAGCCAUUGAACCAAUCCAGGGUGAAUUCUUCCUCUCCAUCCAUGUCUGACUCUUCAUACACCUUCUCUUCCCCCUGCUACAACUCCUCUCACCCCCUCUUCUCGACCGCUCCGUUCUCAGCCCCUUCUUUUUCUGGCCUGGACCUCCUGUCUGACCUGAAGCUCGUCUUCAUCCCUCUCUACUCGGCCGUGGUCCUGGUCGCCUGCUCCGGCAACCUCCUCCUGAUCUUUCUCAUCUGGCACAACAAGAAAAGACACAACACCACAAACUUCCUCAUCAGCAACCUGGCACUCGUCGACCUGGUCAUGUGCAUCUUCUGUGUCCCUUUGACUGCAUCCUAUGCUUUUGACCAGCGUGGAUGGGUAUUUGGUACCCACAUGUGUCAUUUUGUCACUUUCAUGCAGUCUGCAGCUGUCUACGCAGCUGUCCUGUCCCUCAUGGCCAUCGCAGUGGAUCGUUAUGUGGUCGUGGCUUAUCCCGUCCGUAAAAGAGCAGGGGGCCAUUUCUGCUGGGGUCUGGUGACCCUGAUCUGGCUGUCCGCUAUGGCUUUAUCCACUCCUACAGCAGUACACACAGUCUACCUGGACCUGCGGGCUGCAGGGCUGCAGAUGGCCGUGUGUGAGGAGUUCUGGGACGGCCAAGAGCGAGGCCGUCUCAUCUACUCCUGUUUCAUUCUCUUCUUCUCCUACUUUGUCCCACUGGCUGCUGUCUCCAUUUCCUACUGUGCUAUAUCCUAUCAGCUGAAGCAGAGGACGACGUCGGGACUGAUGGCAUGUCCAGAGUUGAGAUCUGCAAGGGCUGCAUGGGGCAGACGGAGGAGGAAGACCUUCUACCUGCUGCUGGUGUCUGUCCUGUGUUUCGCCUUCUCAUGGCUCCCCUUGCAGGUGGUGAAUCUGAUCCGUGACCUGGACACAGACUUCUCCAUUAUGGGGAAGAAUUACGUGAACAUCAUCCAGGUGUCGAGUCACCUGUUCGCCAUGACUUCCACCUGCUACAACCCUUUUAUUUACGCCUCAUUGCACAACAAGUUCCUGUCCUACCUGUGUCACCACUUCCUGGCCCGGAGGAGAGGAAAAGGAAAGGAUAGGGGUCAAGGUUCAAGCAUCCUGACCAUGUCACACAGAUUGCCGCGCCUUCACACCUCCACCAUUACGGCAGAUUUACCGUGUGCUGUUGUAAAUAACAUUGGUCCACAAGACAACUACGCUUAAAUUAAUGUUUCAGUUGAAUAGGCACGCAAAUGUUUUCUUCAGCUCAGUUGGAUAAAAGUCUCUUGCUUCAGAAAUGACAAGGUAUCUUCUUCACUCCAAAUUUAAUAUGAAUCUUGUCAGACUUCAUACUGACAGACAAAUUGAAUGAAAUGUAAGUUCAUUUAAACCACACUGAAAUUCAAAAGGGGUUUCAAGGCUUUCAUACAACAGGCACAGUGUGUACAUACGGUCAUGGUCACAUACAAAAAUACAACUCUGUCUCUUUGACUGAAUUCAUACAGGUGUAAAAAUAUUAGCCUGCUUUGAUUAAAAUAUUUUAUGUGUGUAUUGAUUUAUCCAUCCAUCCAUCCAUCGUCAACCGCUUAUCCUGUGUACAGCCAAUCCCAGCUGACAUCGGGUGAAAGGCGGGGUACACCCUGGACAGGUCGCCAGUGUAUUGAUUUAUAUUCUUAACAAAUGUAUGGAUGCUUGUAUAUUGAAAGUCUAUUUAGCACUGAAAAAUAUGCCAUUGUGAGCUUUAGCAUAUACUUUAGACAAGGAUUUUGCUCGUCUUUGCAAUUAUGCACAAUCAAUUUUAUAUUUUUUCAUCUAAUUGUGCAUAUUCAUAUUCUUGUGCAUUUCUAAUACUGUACAUCAACGUUAUGGCAUGUUCAUGUAUAUACAACAUGCUCAUUUAAAUAACUGUAUAUGUGUAUUACAUGUGCAACAUUUGAUCUACAUUGUUAAAUGUCUCUCAAUAAACAGGUUUAUUUAAAUCAUCUUCCCCUUCCCAUUCAUUGAAUGUGGUU
Messenger RNA from Micropterus salmoides (largemouth bass), 2002 nucleotides. It is a transcript of the gene prlh2r, whose product is annotated as prolactin releasing hormone 2 receptor. Gene Ontology annotation, molecular function: neuropeptide binding; neuropeptide Y receptor activity. Gene Ontology annotation, biological process: G protein-coupled receptor signaling pathway. The transcript has 2 exons. The coding region runs from base 45 to 1214 and encodes 389 amino acids. The record is from RefSeq and is a predicted model, not a curated record. Gene Ontology annotation, cellular component: plasma membrane; neuron projection. NCBI's taxonomy places the organism in Eukaryota, Metazoa, Chordata, Actinopteri, Centrarchiformes, Centrarchidae.